ACGUUAUGACACUGCUCCUCGCACAGCAUGAUUUGGGUGAAUAAUUUUAACUUCAUACUGAGUGAGUCAUAAAAAGAAGCUAACCUUUUAAAGUUUCCUAAUGGAUAAUUGCUGGUCAUGGGAAAAUUAGGCGUAAGAAAAGAAAAUCAGUAUAUAUUGAAACUUCACACUCCCGUUGGCUCUCUUUGACGUCAGUUUUCAUUUGGACCCGCCCGCUUGCUCAAGUGGCAGCGGUGAAUGGUGAGAGAUAAUCCUCAGCUCCACACAGACACACACACACAGACACACACAGCAGCAGCAGGGCUGAGCAGCCUCUGGAUCUGGAUGCGGGCAUCCUUGGAUUUCGCUCUCAGCACGGGCCCACAGCACGGAAAACUUAACGGGACAACAAUGGUGCUCGCCUCGGCGCCUGAAUCCGUGGCUGCUGGUCGUUCAGGGGACCGGGAAAUGCGGUCAAUGUGACAUUCACUUGCACGCUGGUGUUCGAGUUUAUUGUUCUGGUCCUGUAGACGCAGAGCGGCGAAACCUGGGAGAGAAAGAUGUUGAGCCGAUUUAUGAGUGGCAGCGUCAGGAAUCUUGAGCGGGAAUACAACUGCACGGUCAGGCUGCUGGACGACACGGAAUAUACGUGCACCAUUCAGCGGGAUGCAAAGGGACAAUAUCUGUUUGACCUCAUCUGCCAUCACCUCAACUUACUGGAAAAAGACUAUUUUGGCAUCAGAUAUGUGGAUCCAGACAAGCAGCGGCACUGGUUGGAGUUCACAAAGUCGAUUGCAAAGCAAAUGAAAUCUCAGCCUCCGUUCACCAUGUGUCUGAGAGUUAAGUUCUACCCUCCUGAUCCUGCUGCCCUCAAGGAGGAGAUCACUAGAUAUCUUGUCUUCCUGCAACUCAAGAGAGACCUCUAUCACGGUCGGCUCCUGUGCAAAACCUCGGAUGCGGCUAUGCUGGCUGCCUACAUCCUUCAAGCUGAGAUCGGUGAUUAUGACCCAGGGAAGCAUCCUGAAGGUUAUAGCUCCAAGUUCCAGUUCUUUCCUAAACAUUCGGAGAAGUUGGAGCGAAGGAUUGCGGACAUACACAAGACGGAGCUGAUUGGUCAGAAACCUGAAACAUCAGAGCGAAAUUUCCUACAGAAAGCUCAGAUGCUGGAGACUUAUGGUGUUGAUCCACAUCCAUGCAAGGAUGUAUCUGGGAACCCCGCUUUUCUCGCCUUCACGCCGUUCGGUUUUGUGGUGCUUCAGGGAAACAAGAGAGUUCAUUUUCUCAAAUGGAACGAGGUGACCAAACUCAAGUUUGAAGGCAAGACUUUUCACAUAUAUGCAAAUCAGAAGGAGGACAAAAAGAUCAUCUUGACAUACUUUGCACCCACACCGGAGGCAUGCAAGCACCUUUGGAAGUGUGGAGUGGAGAAUCAAGCUUUCUAUAAGCUUGAGAAGUCAAGUCAGGUUCGCACUGUGUCCAGCAGCAACCUAUUCUUCAAGGGCAGCCGUUUCCGCUACAGGGCUGGCCUCGUGCCUAGCAGAAGUUGUCCAUCCAUCACCCACGGGCCGCGGCUCAGCAGCGUACCGCGCACGCGUCGGAGAGCUGUGCACAUAUCUAUCAUGGAGGGUCUGGAGUCCUUGCGUGACAGUGCCCACUCUACACCGGUGCGUUCAGUGUCCCACGGGGAAUCCUUUAUGCCACGCUCCCGGAGCCAGGUCGCAGAUACCAGCGAGGGGAUGGCAGUCAUCUCUGACGAGGCUUACAGCCCCUCUGACAGCGUCCUGCCCACGCCGGUGGCUGAGCACAGCAUGGAACUAGCCGUAUCACGCCAAAUCAAUGGAGCACCCUGCAGCAUUGAGGAGGAAAAGGAGUCGGAAGCGGGCACCCCUAUGUAUGGGGAACGGGGUGAUUAUGGUGCGGACAGUAGAUCUGCACAGGAGGGCGCAGGGGGGGACUCAGCCCUCAGCGAGGUGGAACAGGUGAAUAAGUUUGUCUUAAGUGUCCUCCGUUUGCUCCUUGUGACCAUUGGACUCCUCUUUGUGUUGCUCCUCCUCCUCAUCAUCCUCACCGAGUCAGACCUUGACAUUGCAUUUUUAACUGAUAUCCGCCAGACCCCCGAAUUUGAGCAGUUCCAUUACGAAUACUUUUGUCCCCUCAGGCGGUGGUUUGCCUGCAAGCUCCGCUGGGUGGGCGAGUUGCUCAUUAACAAGUGAGAGUGAGGUCGUAGAGUCCAUAAACCUGUUCGGGGGUCUGACAAGACGGUUAGGACUCCGGAGUGAUGGAGGGCAGCCUCGUCCCAACCAUGAACCCUGCUUCUCUCAUCCUCCUCCUGCAGACAUACAGCUUGGACCACUCCUGGUAACACCGGGCCAGGAUCUCUCUCCCCCUCCUCCACUUUAAGUUGCCCUCACCCACCCAACCCUCUCCUCGUUUCGCUUACGUUGUUCUUUUUUCCUUUUUUUUUUUCUACAAAAGCCAGGACACUUUUUUUCUGCAGUUUUUUUUAAUUUCAAGCCAUUUCAGGUAUUUUAUUUUUUCAAAUAAAACAAAGGAAAAAAAAUUUAAGAGAAAAGCAGAGAACUAAAGGAUUUUAAACAGUUCCUUUCACCGGAACAGAAGAUGUUUUUUUUGUCGCAACAGAUGAACGUUGCCUUCGUUUCUUAUUUAUUGCUUUUAAACACGAUUAGCAGAAGGAGAAGGGGUCAUGAAUGGUGAUCAAGGAAGUUGAUUUUGUCAGUAAAAGAUGGAAGAGAGUCACGUCAGAGUCAAAGGGCCUUCUGCUGUGAAGCAUACGCGAGUCAAAGUGGUGUAAUAGCUUUUGAUAUCGAUUCAUCCCCAUCAGAAGUCGGCAGCAGAUUAACCUCAUUAGAAAAACAAAGCAGUUUGAAGGGAAUAAUAGUGAAGGCGUGUGGAACAGAAAACAGAAAGGGUGGUUAAUGAGUUUUUUUGGGAAUAUAGAAUUUAUUGAUAGCUUAAGACACAGUUAGACUUCAGUAUACAUUUGUAUACAAUGUUCGCAAGGUUAUUUUCUAACACUUUAUAAGGAUACGGUGAAAUAAGUACCAAUACCUGUAGUGUUAUUUGCCCAGUAGUGUCAGACGUUAGAAAAACGCUCACGAUGAGCAAAGAUUCACUGGCACCAGUAGAUGAUAGUCUAGGUAGAUGUGCAAUGCUGAGGUGGUUUUAAUAAUUAAGAACUUUGAAUGUGCUCGUUGGUUCAGUUCUUUUGUUAUUUCUUCAUUUUAAUUUGAUUUGCUUUUUUUUUCAUCACGUUGAAAUUCGAUGAAUUUCAAUGAUUUGUUUGUAUGAAGAAUUCUUGAUUUAUUUUGGUUUCAUAUCAACCUUGCUCUGACUAUAUUAUUAUUAUUGUUAGAAUAAGAGUAAUACUGUACUUUUUGUACAAAUUAGUUUGUUUCCUAAUAUAUAUUGACACGUUUUCCAUGUAUAUUUUAACAGAACUGAAAUGUUAUUUUGUUAUUGAGAUUAAAUUAUACCUUUUUUAGCGCUGUAAGGUCAGAAGCAUUUAUGGAAAGAUGGAAGGUCUAAAAAAGAAAAAAAACCCAAAAAACAACAAAAUAAAACAAAAAACAAAAAACAGGGCUUUUAUCCAGAUCCAUUCAACACUAAUCAUGCCUCCCAUCACUCCACCAGCAGAGUGUGUGCAACUUUAAUGACCAUUUAGACUGAAUUAAAUCUGGAAUGUCAUUGUACCACCAAUAGUAAAUAAUUCAAAAACAUAUGUCCGACUUUCAUAACUUUAUCAUAUCUUAUUUUACUUGAAGAAUUUGGAGAGGUGACGGAGCCUGACUGACUGGAUCUACGUUAAAGGGGACCUGUUAGGCUUUUCUCUUUUUUUGUCAUAUUUAAAUAUAUAUAUGCUGGAUGCUCAUAUUUCAGAUAGUUGAGUAUACAAAUGUGCAAAUAAUCCAUGUGAGACAGAAGCUCAGGCUUCAGGCUGCUGACAGUUUGAUUUUUUAAUUUUUUUUAUUUUUGGACCCUUGGACCUGCAUGAUGUCAGUAAGAGCGGAUGUCCCUAAUAUGGUCAUGUUUAGGCACACAGUGCUGGUUGUGUGCGCACAUAACCACCACUCACCUGAUGGAGUGGAAGAGCUAAAAUGGCUCAUUUCAGACAGAAGAUAAGCUGAAGGGCUGCACUAAAGCACAGAAUGAGGUAAAUAAUCAUUAUUUUAAGCUGUUUUUCAUGCGAAGCUACUCAUAAGGAUAUAAAAGGUCCUCUUAAAAAAAGCGAAAAACAAACACGCAAAUUAAUUUGACAUUUGUAAAGAUUUAACCUUAAAAAAAACUGGGAGUGAUAAAUGCUAGAAGAUGAACUGGAGGCUGUUUUGAUAUUGCAUAAAAUUAGCUACUAUUAAUGCAAUAAUUAUCUUUUCUCUGCAUUUAUAAAUACAGUUUCUGUUGGUCAGAUUAAGGAAAAUCACAUUGAAACAAUAAAUUAAUCUAGAAUUAACUAAUGUGAAACCGGAAAUCUUGACUUUGGUGGAGACAGACUGCAUACAGGAACCCUUUCUUUAUCUGGAGGAUUAUAUCAGAUAACAUCUGCCCCUUGGUGUCUCGGUCAGGCUUGAGGCUCUUUCGUCUCACAGCUCAAGGGAGCAAUAACUGUCGUGGCUGCUGGAUUCUGGUUAAAAUCUGGGGGGGGGGGGGGAGUUUGUAUUGUGUGUCUAUCUCCUGCACCGAGUGCAGGUGUAUGUGUUAGUGUGUCAUGUAGGAGUGGAAGCAAGAUUCACGGUGACGGAGUGGAGGCUUGGACAGACUAAAGCAGAGAAGGAGGAGAAGUGAGAGGGGUGACGAGAAAGAGACGUAGAGAAGUUCUGAAGGAUUAAUUACCAUGUAAAUUGGGAAUUGAAGGCUGGUCAACGGCUGUACAGGGUUAAUGUUUUCUUUUUUGGUUUUUUUACACAUCCCCUCCUGCAGCUGCUCCACUAAAGGCUUGAUGGUGCUACUUGAUUUGUUUGCUCCUGUGUAAACUGAGCAUAUAAGUCCUCGGCUACGGCCUGACUGCAGACAGAGUAGCUUGCACGCUGGCAUUGUGGCUGGAUCCACUCCUUUGGCUAAUUGUCUUUCACAGGCCAUCGUUAUCUCUGGUGGAGGUAACAGCACUGACAUUUCUCAGCACAAUGCUAAAAGGAAACAUGGAAUCAAUACAGCAACACUAGCAAGAAAGCUGUUGGUGCAGGAGCUUAUUUAUGUGAAGAAAAGGAAAAAAAGCACAUUUUUUUCUACCAGGGGUUGGAGCGGGGUGGGUGGGUUGACUUUUUUUUGUGUAAUUUCAUACUACAUAUUUAUUACUUUUUCACUGAGGUCAUUAUGACCCUUUAGUCCAGCCAGGCUGCAUUGUUGUAGACAUCUUUUUUUAAAAGUGUUCCUUUCACAUCUCUCAGCAUUAUGUAGCUUAAGCGGUCUCUCUGAACAUGCAACAAUUUAAAAAAAAAAAAAAAAGAAAGAAAAAAAAGAAGGCAGCAUUAUUCAUGAAGCAAUAAACAGCUGUAAGAGCAAAAAGUUGUAUGAAAAACAUGUAUACUAAGAUCUAAUGAUGACUAAUGUUUGAUGAGUCAAAUUUAUCCCCCCAAUUUGCUGUUGUGCUCACUCGAACAACGAUGCUUGGACUCGAACGCUUAGACGCUCGGUUACCUUUGCAAUCAAUAAUCACAGUUUCUAAAAUGGCAUUUUCCUCAGAGACCUCUUGUGUGGAUGUUUGUUCUGCUGUUUUCUUUGUUGUUUCACUGUUAAGCGAAACAUUGCUCCCUGUGCCUGGAUCCUCACUCUGCAGUUUACCAAAGUGGCAAAAAUGAAGGAUUGGAGACAGAGAGGCGCAACAUCUCUUUCAGCUACAGACUUCUCCAUCCUUAAAUCUCCCAAACCAAGAGGGGAAAAACUGUUUUUAGCUCUAUCUUAGACUCUAGUGUUCAACAGGCAGGCAAAAACCUUUGCAAGCCUGUUUCCUGUGACUAACCUGACAUUACAUUUCAGUUGCGGCGCCACGUUUACAUAUUCUGCAGUUACUGUACUUCAUGGGAGAUGACAAGAAGCGACAUACUUGUACUUUUUCAAAAAAUAUGUGGUUGCAGUGGAAGAUGAAACAUUAAUUUUAGUAAAAGUAAAAUACACGUGAUGAGAAUUAACCCAGUAACAGAAGCUGCAUGGAUUUAAAAUGCAAUUUCAUACGACAGCCAAGCACCACAGAUUUCUGUAAACCUUUGAUCGAUUGUUAUGAAGGCUGUAACAAAAAGAUCUUAAGUUUCAUGCCUGAGGUUGCUUUUUUUUAAAUUCUACUGGACUGCACUUUACUGUGACGUGUUAUAUUGUCUACAUAUCUGAGUCAUUAUUAGCUAAAACAGCUAAAAAAAUAAAAAUAAAAAAAAAAUCAGAAUUUAAGAUUUCUGUUGCAGUCACAAACCAACUUACCUGACCACAAUUAGGAGGUUUGUUCUUAAUUGGCUUGAUUUCCUUCCUGGCCAGAGCCCCUGUCACAUUAAUGUGGAUGGUGCGAAGGGUUUAAUGAAACUAACCCAAAACAUCUUGCUCUGCUUUUUGCCCCUUUGCUCGCUCCCAGUAGACAGACCUUCACACAACUGUGCAUACACGUUAGUGAGUGUAUAUGCAUAUCCAUGUCUGGUGGCGUGUUCUCUAGUCUGCCUCAUUCUAUCCUCAGAUCGGAGAUUGCUGUUUAAUUAUGUUAAAUAUACAAGUAUAUAUACAUAUAUAUAUAUAUAUAUAUCCAUGUGCCAAAUCCAGUUCUUGUUCAGUCUGAUCCAUUCCGAAACCAAUGUUUGUACUGUAGGUAACCUUCUGUACAAGUCAGUAUAAAAUAUUGUUUCUCUCCAAUAGUCCCUUGUAACUGGUGCCAUUAAAUAAGACACUUCAAACUUGAAAUAAAUGUUAAAAACAGA
This is a messenger RNA of Oreochromis niloticus (Nile tilapia), 6890 nucleotides long. RefSeq names its product FERM domain containing 5a (gene frmd5a). The transcript is spliced from 13 exons. The record is from RefSeq and is a predicted model, not a curated record. Gene Ontology annotation, molecular function: cytoskeletal protein binding. The coding region runs from base 540 to 2192 and encodes 550 amino acids. NCBI's taxonomy places the organism in Eukaryota, Metazoa, Chordata, Actinopteri, Cichliformes, Cichlidae. Gene Ontology annotation, cellular component: cytoskeleton. Gene Ontology annotation, biological process: actomyosin structure organization.